AUGACUGAUUUUUAUGAACCAACAUUGCUUUUCAGACAAAAUGCUAUUAGACAUAGUGGAACAAAAAGGUUUAAUCCUAGCCUAUCACCUAUAUCAAGUGUUGAGAGCUUGAUGUCGACAUUGGACCAUAGUGAAAAUUCAAUGUCUUCUGUUGAAAACACUUCACCUUCAUCAUCUUUCUAUAAACAUAGCGGCAAUAGUGCAUCCUCAAGGUCAUCUUGGCUACUUAAUUUGAAUAACCCAAAGGAUACUGAGGCCUUGAACAAGAUUUGUGCUAUCAAUAGAACCAAUAUCAAAUCUAACUAUUGGAAGAUUCCCGAUGAUGAUAUGAAUUUGACCUCAAUGUGUAUCAAGUCAUCUUCACACGGCAAUGCCGGCAUAGACACUUUAGCUUCAGCUAACGAAAACACACUUUUGGCAAUUUCCUCGGGAAAUCGAGAGAAUAACCUAUUUAUUUACGAGCUAAAUGUUACAUCAAACCAUCUAAUACAUCAUUCUACAAUCAGCUUGCCCAAUAUCAACACCAUGAAGUGGGUAAAUACUUCCAACUCCAACUCUAACCUCAACGACAACAACACUCCAGAGAUGGAAAAAAAUUAUAUCGUUACUGGUAACAAUAAAGGGUAUGCGCAUUUAGUGCUUCUUCCUGAAAUCACAACUCAUGAGCCUAACCCCGAUGAAGAGUUAGCCUCGGCUGAGAUCUGCAAAAGAUUUAAUCACCGAAAGUAUAUCAAGAGAAGAAGUCAAAAUACCAGCCAAGAUGAUGAUUAUUAUGUUGGUCUCAACUCGCCAAUUACAAACUUAGACCUCUUUAAUUCUAACAAGGAAAUGGUCUCGAUAUACAACGAUUACUUGUUUCAUUGGGAUAUGCAGAAUGCCGAGUCGCAACAACGGCCCACGCCUUUAUCCUAUACCAAAAUCUCUGGUAUCUGUGACUUUGAUACGUUACAAAACAAUAACACUACGUUGAGUAUAUGCGGCAAGUUUGGACUCUCAUUGUUUGAUACUCGAACUGCAAAGUUUAGCAUUCCCAUGUCACCGGUAUCAUUGUCAGGAACCGCAACCGCAACCGCGACUGCAACAGCAAAAAAUAUAAAAAACUAUAGGCAACUAUCUGCCAAUAUCAUCAAAUGGAAUCCUUUAAACACUAAUAUUCUCGCUGCUGGUCAUGGGGAUGGUGUUGUUCGAUUAUGGGAUAUCAGAAAGCAAGACUACUUUGCAACACUCAAUUGCCAUAGCACCAAUGCCAGCAAUACUGGUUUUAGUAGUAGGUUUGGCAACGUGCUCAAAGUGACAAGUUUGGAAUGGAGCCAAGGUGAUUUAAUCACUGGUGGCCAGAAUGGCGAUAUCAUACAUUGGGACUUGACUUCUGAUAUCAAUUUGGAUCAAGUUGGACAUUUAAAUUGUGGAUUGAGACAGGGCUGGGAUAGUGUCAAAAGGGGAAAUGUGAGUCUGAAUCCAAGUGCAGAAGCUAGUGUGGAUGUUAACCAAAGACAAUGUGGUACUAUAUUACCUGCAUCAAACUCAAACAUAGCUAGUAUGUGUUCCCUUGCAGUUGGUGACAAGGAUGGUGAAGAGGAUGUAAAGAUCUUGUCUAUUGAUGGUUCGUCGUUUUUGGGAGUGCAUUCGAGAGUGAAGGAAGCGGUCAAGUUGGAUAUUGACGAUUCCAAGAUGUACUAUACGCAGCAAGAUCUUGACUCUCUCCUAAGGGAAAUUGAGGCCGCUAAUGACAAGUUAGAUAUAAACUUGAGUCUGAAUCUGGAUUCAGAGAUUAGAUCAUCAUCAGCAUCAUCAUCAUUUGUGAGCCUUAGUGAUUCUGAAAAGCCACUAGUGAUUUCGAGGAAACCAUCAAUGAAUAAGCCUCUAGUUUCAAGCGAAGCUAAUACAAGAAUAUUUUCAAUCAAUUCAACUUCUGGUUCUGGUUCAGAAACAGAAGUUGAGGAAGUCUUUGAUUACAAAGAUAGUGGGAAUUAUGGAAAGGAAGAAGAAGAAGAACAAGAAGAAGAACAAGAGGUUGCAGAUGAGUUCAAGUAUCCACCCGACAUUAGCACGCCAUCACCCAAAUUCAACCAUGAUUCGAUUGAAGUGAUGUCAUUAGAUGAUUUUGACUUUUCGUCAUUGUCGUUUGAUAGUCCUGGCAAUGAUUUUUCAGGUUCAGGGUUAGGGUCUUGCUUUGAUGCCAAUGCAGGUUCUGGUUCAGAUGUGUCUACAAGAGGAUCACCAAAUAACAAUUAUGCGUCACCACUUGGUUCUGUUGAUACAUUAUCGACAAUGGCUACUGUGGUUGAACACAUUCCACACGAGCACAAGAGUGACAAGAGUGACAAUAGUCACAAUAGUCACAAAAGAGGAGUCUAUGGAUUGUGCCAGGGUCAGGACCAUAGUGGUGCUGAUAAAAAUGAUGAUACCAUACUAGAUGUUUCUAUUGGCAUUAGGAGGACUUCAUCGGGAAGCCAUUUUAGAAAAUCCAGCUAUAUGGACGUAUUUCUGUCGUUGGACCAUUUUGACUUUAGUCAUCAAUUGAGCUGA
Molecule: messenger RNA, 2529 nt
Organism: Lodderomyces elongisporus
Lineage: Eukaryota; Fungi; Ascomycota; Pichiomycetes; Serinales; Debaryomycetaceae
Gene: DSE1
Product: Dse1p
Exons: 1
Coding region: 1-2529 (842 amino acids)
Biological process (GO): chromatin remodeling; regulation of DNA-templated transcription
Cellular component (GO): nucleus
Molecular function (GO): nucleosome binding; histone binding
Source: RefSeq, a predicted model, not a curated record